AUGGCAAAGUCGCCGACAGCCGAGGGCGAUCUGGCGUACACCGACGGCCCGCCUUCUCCUCGACGCGAGAGUGAGAGCAAGAGCGUCGAGAUUAACAAGAAGUACCAGAAAGUGAACAUUACAAGCAUCAUGGCUGACAUUCCUGUGUCAUUUCCCUGUGCCGACUUUGGUGCCGAUGCGCUCUUGCAGCUCCUGCCUGCUGGCCUGCCGCCUUUGACGCCGCCUCGAGCAAUCCUUCAGAGACAAUCCUCGACGGACAGCGUCAGGGGAAUCAUGACGGACGAACGAGUGUUCGAUUUGCAGUUGCAAAGCUAUUUUGCAGCGCUCAGUCCGAGCAAGCAAGGCCGAACGACGGUCACACGGUCUGACGUUGGCGAUAUUGUAUCCCUCCUGUCGGGACAAGAUGAUGACAUGCGCGACAUCAAGUUCAGGAGCUGGGCAUUCAGAAACUUCAAGCUAUCCGCCAAUGACUCCCGCCUCGUAUCGACUUCAAACGGCCUGCCAAUCGCAUGUGUCGAGCAAUAUUAUAGCAUCUGCGCGGCAGCUCACGGCAAGUGUAUGCAUGGCGGUCGCGAUAAGACACACAAGGCUGUCACUGCCAAGUGGGCAUUCAUUCCAAAGGACAUUGUCGCACGCUUCGUCGCUACCUGUCCACUUUGUCGCAUGAAGCGUCCGUCGAUGCACGACGACUCGGCGAUGCCGACCGAUUUUGAUGCUCACCGUUUCAAGCCGGAGUCUGGCCCUCUCGAGCAGUCGAACAGCGACGGGGAGGAAAACGACUGCAUGAUCAUUUCGCCGCCGCCGAAGUCGCGCUGCCAAUCUGUGGACGAGCAGGCUCCUAUCCUCUGGACGCCACAGCGUGAGGAUCCUCUCGCGUUGCCGACAGAGCUUCUCACGCCGCUCGCGAUGCUCGCUCGUGCAGAUGCUGAGCCUGAUGCUGUGAAGCACGGGUCACGGGAGCAUGCCAGUGGACUAUUCAAGUCGUGUCAAGAGCUCUUCAGUCCGAUCGCGUGUGACGGCACCUUCACAUUCGAGAGCACGCUCGACCUUGCCUUUGACGAACAAUAUUGGCCAGGGCUGCAUGCUGAACCGAAUGCGACCCUCUGCGAACGUUUUGCACUAGAUUGGAUGCUCGCAUAGUGAGCCUAAGAGCCGUGUUGUUGCCAUUGUAUAACCUUAUUUCGGGAAAGCUAGAGGGCACUCGCGGUGAGUCCACAGUCAAGCCAGCCUGGUGCAGCCUGCGCUAAAGCUCCGAGAGGCAACGAAAGCGAACUGACAGGGGUUGCAUUCGGCUCGAACGGCAAAG
Molecule: messenger RNA, 1306 nt
Organism: Mixia osmundae IAM 14324
Lineage: Eukaryota; Fungi; Basidiomycota; Mixiomycetes; Mixiales; Mixiaceae
Exons: 3
Coding region: 1-1140 (379 amino acids)
Source: RefSeq, a predicted model, not a curated record